Molecule: messenger RNA, 1127 nt
Organism: Ooceraea biroi (clonal raider ant)
Lineage: Eukaryota; Metazoa; Arthropoda; Insecta; Hymenoptera; Formicidae
Gene: Prosalpha3
Product: proteasome alpha3 subunit
Biological process (GO): ubiquitin-dependent protein catabolic process
Cellular component (GO): proteasome core complex, alpha-subunit complex; proteasome core complex
Source: RefSeq, a predicted model, not a curated record
GUGAAAUCGAGAUUCCGCCGAUACAACUUGCAGCAUUUGUCGUUUGAGGUGUCAGGUUGUGUCGGAUCUACAAACGGUAGUCUCUUAUAAUAACAGUGAGAACUAACUUCGACAGCGUAAAACUCCUCGCAAAAUAUGGCACGUAGAUACGACACUCGUACCACGAUCUUCUCGCCGGAAGGCAGACUCUAUCAGGUCGAGUAUGCUAUGGAAGCUAUCAGUCACGCUGGUACCUGCUUGGGGAUACUAGCGAACGACGGUAUUCUGUUAGCGGCUGAGAAGCGCAACACCAACAAGCUGUUGGACGAGGUGUUCUUCUCAGAGAAGAUUUACAAGCUGAACGACGACAUAGUCUGCUCCGUGGCCGGCAUCACCUCGGAUGCCAAUGUCUUGACAAACGAAUUGCGCCUCAUCGCGCAGAGAUAUCUGCUCCAAUACGGCGAGGCCAUACCCUGUGAACAGCUCGUCUCGUGGUUGUGUGACGUUAAACAGGCGUACACCCAGUACGGUGGAAAGAGACCCUUCGGCGUCUCCAUUCUGUACAUGGGGUGGGACAAGUACUACGGCUACCAGUUGUACCAGUCGGAUCCCAGUGGAAACUACGGUGGCUGGAAGGCGACGUGUAUCGGCAACAAUUCGGCAGCGGCAGUAUCGUCCUUGAAACAAGAAUAUAAGGAAGGGGAAACUACGUUGAAGGACGCAAUGGUGCUUGCCAUCAAAGUGCUCUCGAAAACGUUAGACAUGAACAAGCUGUCCGCUGAGAAGGUGGAAAUGGCGACGCUGACGCGCGAGAACGGCAAAACGAAGACGAGGAUACUGCCAGCGAGUGAGGUGGACGCCUUAAUCGCGGAACACGACCGGCUAGAAGCAUUGGCGGAACAAGCGAAGAAAGAGAAACAGAAGUCGUAGAAUUUUAUAUUAGAUAUAAGAGCGAGAGGGAAAAGUGUAUGUACACUGCAGUGGCGAAGUUUAAUAUAUCAAGAAGGAAUUCGAUUUUGCAACUUACAUUUUUGCAUUGUGUAUUGUAAAUUAUCCCCCUUGUCACGGAGUUAAUUCGCAUUAACGAUAGUACCGUGACUAGAAAACGAUAUAAUUAACAAAUUAAAUGUUUUUCGAUAUAUAUGUAA